Molecule: messenger RNA, 1251 nt
Organism: Haliotis rubra (blacklip abalone)
Lineage: Eukaryota; Metazoa; Mollusca; Gastropoda; Lepetellida; Haliotidae
Exons: 11
Coding region: 1-1251 (416 amino acids)
Source: RefSeq, a predicted model, not a curated record
AUGCUCCAAGGCGCUGGAGUGUUCCUUGAUCAACGGAUGUCUUUUGUCAUUCUAAGCGUUCAGGCACAACUGCAUCUCCGCUCCUUCGGGGUUCAUCCAACUGUGGACUGCCUGUACAGCCUCGUCCUCACAAGGAAAACCUCCACUUGUGCAGGAGAGAUGUUUGGGAGCUAUGGUCUCAUGGCAGGACAAUGGGGACCAUCAUCAUUUAAAAUCAACGACGGGAUUCAAGGAGGGCCCCUGGCUUUAUUUGAUCGAGUGAAGACUGCAAACACACUGAUUAUCUCCCCUGCCAGUCGGUUUAUGUCGUCAUCAAUAUGGCGUCAGAACUCCAGCACCGGAGGGGACAAUGUCUACUGGGGAACGAUGGGAGGAGUUGAAAAUGUCCCUGUCGAUGUUGAAACCAGUUUUAUUCUUUUCUGCGGUAAUCAAGGCAUUAAUAAGGCCUUCGUAAGCUGGGGGCAAAUCCUGAAACAAUGGCACGGACGUACAGAUCAAUAUGUCAAGUCCGACUUUACGUUAAACUAUUUAGCAUACGGAACAGACAAUGGGGCGUAUUACUGUUAUCGCUCCGAGGACGGAAAGAACUACCAGGACACAGUGUUGGAUAUCACGAGCUACAUGGCAACCUUAGGGGUACCCAUCAGGUACAUGCAGUAUGACGUAACGUGGUACAGUGACCUUCACACUGGAGUUGUCUCGUGGUCGUCUCCACCUGACGUUUUCCCCAAUGGACCACAGUGGCUCUAUAACAAGACAGAGAUACCCGUCUUUGGCUACAACCCGUUCUGGGCCAGCAACACAACCUACGCAAAGGCUAAUGGAGGAGAGUAUGACUUCCUGAUCGAUGGUCCAAUGUCUCUACCACUGGAAGAGAGAUUUUGGACUGACUUGCUCGCAGGUGGAAGGACAUGGGGAUUGAUUGCCUACGAACAGGAUUACCUCGAUGUAGAAUUUGAAGGAAUCCAAAAGCUCCUGACUGACAUUGACCUUGGCCGCCAAUGGCUGACUCAGAUGGGGAAUGGGCCUGCCAAGAACGGGCUUGACCAUCCAAUGAAGCAGUGGAUAUCAAUGUUUCCUUGCAGCAGACAGAGUUCACAGUUCGAGGUGGAGUUGAACAGGUGGAGUCUUAGGUGUCGCCCCGGAGGAGUUGUGACCAUCAACGUGCCGAUGACAUCGCCGUCGACGAAACCUCACUGGGACUGCCCAUUUGAGUGUGUCUCCUUCUUCUGCCAGACGUGGAUGAAGUGA